Molecule: messenger RNA, 992 nt
Organism: Cucurbita pepo subsp. pepo (vegetable marrow)
Lineage: Eukaryota; Viridiplantae; Streptophyta; Magnoliopsida; Cucurbitales; Cucurbitaceae
Source: RefSeq, a predicted model, not a curated record
CAAUCCAAAUCCCAUUAUAAUUCCCUCUCUGUUUCUCUGUUUCUCUGUUCCUCUGUUGUUCCUCUGUUUCUUUCUCUAACUCCAUGGAUAACCAACGCAGCCCUGUUUUAACUUGGGCUUAUUUCUUGCAAACCAAGAACGUCGAUGAACUCAGGCAUUCUCUUCUCUGCACCACUCUGGAGCUUGAACAGACCAAAAUUACAGUCCAAGAGGAGCUUAACAAGAAGGACGACCAGCUUUUACAUCUCAAGAAUCUUUUAAAUCAAGCCAUUAGAGAAAGAGACGAAGCCAAUGAGAAAUGCCAAACCCUUCUCCUCCAGAAACUGUUCUUCCAUCAUCAACACCCACCGCCGCCGCCGCCGAAUCCACCGCCGCCUCUCUCUGCAAUUUCCACCAUCGACGACCAACCCAGAAAAGGAUUCGAUUCCCAAAACGCCUUCUCCUCCUCCGAUUGCGAUGAGAGCAUCGUUUCAUCUCCCGAAAUCAUCGACUGGGUCCCUGAAAAGCCAUUGCCGGAAAAGGGUAAGCUCUUGCAGGCGGUGAUGAACGCCGGUCCACUUCUACACACACUUCUCCUCGCUGGACCGCUUCCUCAAUGGAGACAUCCACCACCGCCACUCGAAUCGUUUCAUUUGCCGCCGGUUAGAAUUCCACUUCCUCCACCGCUACCGUCGCUCGCCGACAGUAAUUGUGGGAUUGUCAACAAGAAGAGGGCUCUGUUUCUAUCCGAGGAUUCGGAUUCUCAAACGGCAACCAAAUUCCAGAGGCUUGUUUUCAACUGACCUUCAACAAUCCAAUUAAAUUAAUCAUAUAUUAAUUUACAUAUUUAGUCUAGUUAGCUUAGAACAGCUCAAAACAAGAACAGAGCUUCUUGAUCUUGACUUGUUUUCUUUCGGUUGCAGCUAAUUUGAGUAUAGUUCAAUUAGUUAGCCUCUCGUAAGCGGUAGAGGUUGAAAUUUCAACAGACCCGGAUUGUAAUACUUAAAAAAAAA